Rotaria sp. Silwood2 is the source of this 486-nucleotide messenger RNA. NCBI's taxonomy places the organism in Eukaryota, Metazoa, Rotifera, Eurotatoria, Philodinida, Philodinidae. The record is from the annotation of a GenBank genome assembly.
AUGUUUUAUUUAAAAGUUGUUCCACCAUCAAUGACUGGUAGUACAUCAACAGCAAGUGGAUCAAUAAGAAAAAGUGGACAACCAGCAACAACUGCUUAUUCAAAAAAGACAAGUCGUGGUAAAGCAACUGAACAACGAUAUUUUCGUAUUCCAUUUAUUCGUGGUAAUGAUCAAAAUCGAGAAAUAAAUGGUGAACAAAAAAAGAAAGGAUGGUGGUAUGCACAUUUUGAUGAUAAGUGGAUUGCUCGUCAAAUCGAAAUUGAUUCAAAUAAAGAAGCUGUACUUCUUGUUGCAGGUGUUGAUGAUAUGAAUAUGUGUGAAUUAAGUUUAGAUGAAACAGAUUUAACAUCGAAGAAAGGUAGUGAAAUUCUUGAAAGCGAUUUUGAACAAGAAUGGCUCAAGCAUGGUGGUCGAGAAUAUUUAAAUUCACAUUAUGGACAAAUUAGUUCGAAAUAUGUUGUCCAAUUACUUCAAAAUUAUCGUUGA